AGCACUGCAAACUCGAGUCACAGCUCUCCAGUUUCCCCUCAGAAGGAAGCAAGGAACAAGUGAGCAACUAACCAUGAUCAGCGCCAAGAGGAUCGCUCAGCUGGCCAAGAAGUGGCAGAGGACAGCGGCGCUCGGGAGGAAAAGGCUCACCUGGGUGGCGGCGGCGGCGAAGGGAGCCGCCGGCGAGUGCCGCGCCUCCGUGGCGGGCAAGGGCCACUGCGCGGUGUACACGGCAGACGGGGCGCGGUUCGAGGUGCCACUGGCGUACCUCGGCACGGCGGUCUUCGCGGCGCUCCUGCGGAUGUCGCAGGAGGAGUUCGGCUUCGCGGGCGGCGAUGGCAGGAUCACGCUGCCCUGCGACGCCGCGGUCAUGGAGUACGCCAUGCGUUUGCUCCGGAGAAGCGCCUCUGCCGAGGUGGAGAAGGCGUUCCUGGGCACCAUGGCGAUGCCAUGCCACUACGCAAGCCGUGUGGCGCCAUUUGUAGGAGCUUGCCAGCAGGUCGCUGUUUUCACUGCAGCUCCACUGCUCCAGUGA
This is a messenger RNA of Phragmites australis (common reed), 535 nucleotides long. RefSeq names its product auxin-responsive protein SAUR36-like. The coding region runs from base 74 to 535 and encodes 153 amino acids. Lineage: Eukaryota; Viridiplantae; Streptophyta; Magnoliopsida; Poales; Poaceae. The transcript has a single exon. Gene Ontology annotation, biological process: response to auxin. The record is from RefSeq and is a predicted model, not a curated record.